Triticum dicoccoides is the source of this 2225-nucleotide messenger RNA. RefSeq lists its product as uncharacterized. Lineage: Eukaryota; Viridiplantae; Streptophyta; Magnoliopsida; Poales; Poaceae. Bases 871 to 2010 code for a protein of 379 amino acids. The transcript has 4 exons. The record is from RefSeq and is a predicted model, not a curated record.
GAUCGUGCGGGGAGUUGCUAAAAAAACCGCCCACGCGAGCCGCACACAAGCGAGAAGCGACCGCGUCCAGAUUGAUGCAAGGCACACGAGGAGCAGCCUGUGUGUGUCCGUCGAUUCAAUCCACCGGAGGUGCGGGAUCGAGGUAACUCGAUGGGCGGGCUGGGAUCGACCGCUGCGAGGCGCGCACAGGAGCAGCCGAUGUGCGUCGGUCGAUUCGAUCCACCGGAGGUGAGGGUCGGAGGCAAGUCCAUGGGCGCGCUGGGAUGGACUGGAGGAGCGGGAUCCGGCUCCAGCCGAUGGGCUCCAGCACGCGGUUGGAUGCGAGGUGCGCGAGGGAUUAGAGGAGGCGCGCGGGUGAAGAAAGGUGGGUGCGAGGGCGAUAAUGGCGGACGCCUCCUCUGCUAGAAACUGCUUCUUUCUCUCUUGAACCACGCAAUCAUGGCAUUCAUGGCUGGAACAUUGCUAUGGUACGUCUGGUGGAUUGAUUUGGGCAGAUUCUGGAGCUUUGUGCUGUGGAUUUUCUUGCUCACCAGUUCAUAAUCUCAGAUGGCUUUCGGACAGGAUAGCAGCAAGUCAGGUCAGCAUUCAGCACAAUUUGGAAGGUCAGAAUGCAAAGCUCUCAUUGCAUUCAGCACAAUUUGGAAGGAACACCAUGAAUAUUCGUUAGCCUAGUUGUUUGAAAUAAUGAUGCUUCUUCAUGGAAUAAAGGCAGAUUCUAAUAAUGCAUUUUUAGAAGGCAGCUCCACAGGAAUGACUCUGCACAUUGUGCUUCACUAUUUCUAAGAAUAUGUUGCGCGGGCCUUUUCUUUUCAGGAUUGUAAAGACUAAUGUUGGUCUGCAACUGAAACAAAAUGUCGAAACAUACUAUGAAUGAAUUUUGUCCUAGUUCACGGCAUCGGGGGAUUGGUUCUGCUGAGAUACCUGGGGGCUGCAGAGACUGCAAUCGAUUCUUUACCAGAGGAAAUCGGAGAACUAGGGCAGCUGGAGACCCUGAAUUUGAGGAAGACAAAAAUGCUGAGCACUUUGCCUACUUCUAUAGCUAAACAGAAAAUGUUGGCACAUCUGCUAAUUGACGGCACCGUCAAACUGCCUAGCGAAAUCCUGAAAAUGCAAGGAUUAGAAGAAGUAUCAACUGUUGGUGUCUACAGUAGCAGGACAAUCGAUUCAGUGGCAGAGCUCUUGAGGAAGUCGGAGCGGCUGAGGGUCCUCGGCAUAAGAUUGGAUGGGUCACACUUAUCUAAUGAUAACGAGAGUGUCAGGACUUUCCUCAUGGAGGUUACAAGGUCUAAUAAGCUUACUUGCCUAUCACUUGAUUGCCUCAAUUUCGGUUUGCUUGACAUACCGCUGGAGUUCCCUCCAUCUGAUCAGCUCCGAAGAUUUGAGCUGAAAAUCUCGGUUCCAGUCCUCGGACGGACUGCACACAGGAUGGCCUCUCUUGUCAGCGUUACCCACUUGGAUAUUGAAAUUGUUCGAUUAGAAGAUGAAGCUGUCCGUGCCCUGGGAGGUUUGCCUCAUCUAGUCCUUCUCAAGUUAGUUUCUUCAGGUGGCAUAAGAUUCAGCUCACAACUCAAAUGGAACCCAGAAGGCAGGUGCAAAGUCGGCGUGGACCAUGGCUUUAAGUGUGUGAAAGUAUUGUCGCUCAUAUGCCGAUCUGGUGGGACGGAGCUGGAGUUCACACCAGGAGCCAUGAAGGAGCUACAGAGGCUGACGCUCGACUUCAGCGCACGGGAAGCACUGUGUAUCUAUGGAAAUUUGAGUUUUGGCAUCGAGCAUCUCUCUUCCCUCACACGAGUCCAUGCCAUGAUUAGCUGCAAAUCUGUUGUAGCUUCGGAGGUAAAUACUGUGAAGGAUGCGAUACGAGAACAAGCAGGUAACUUGUCUAGCAAACCCACAAUCGAAUUCACCACAAUAAAUGAACACAUGAUAAUUCCUGAUCACAAAGCAAAGACAGCAGCAAUUUCCCCUAAAAUUUGGUUAAACGGGUGUAUCAACUUCAGACAAACUGCCUAGUAUUGUAAGAGGUCAGGAUGGAGUCAAUUUUAAUCACAUGUGGCUGAAGCACUCAUGCACAACAGGACACGCGACUUCGUCUUCUUCUCAGUAGUACUAUAAGUAAAAUCUUUUACGUGUUGUAACCUGCAAGGUAGUGGUAUGUACCUUUUUUUCGAAAAGGAGGAUUUCCUCCUGCCUCUACAUCAAAAUGAUGCACGAAGUCAUUUUAUUGA